Monoraphidium neglectum is the source of this 2907-nucleotide messenger RNA. RefSeq names its product Dof zinc finger protein DOF1.5. The record is from RefSeq and is a predicted model, not a curated record. Gene Ontology annotation, biological process: regulation of DNA-templated transcription. NCBI's taxonomy places the organism in Eukaryota, Viridiplantae, Chlorophyta, Chlorophyceae, Sphaeropleales, Selenastraceae. Gene Ontology annotation, molecular function: DNA-binding transcription factor activity; DNA binding. The coding region runs from base 1 to 2907 and encodes 968 amino acids. The transcript is spliced from 4 exons.
AUGAGUGCGGACACCAAGUUCUGCUACUACAACAACUAUAACGUGAAGCAGCCGCGGUUUUACUGCAAGGGAUGCCAGCGCUACUGGACGGCGGGCGGCGAGCUCCGGAACCUGCCGGUGGGCGCGGGCCGCCGCAAGAGCAAAAACCGCGAGAAAGCGGCGCAGCAGCAGCAGCAGAUGGCGCGCGCCAAGGCGCAGGUGAAGCAGCAGCAGCAACAGCAGCAACAGCAGCAGCAGCAGCUCAGGCAGGGGCCGCAGCACGAGCCCCUGUCCGAAGGCCCCGGCAGCGAGGAGGGGGACGAGGGCGCGCCCGCGGCCCCCGGGCCGCCAGCGCCGCAGCAGCGCAAGCAGGCGCCGCGCCAGCGCCGCAAGCGGGCGCCUGCCGCGCGCCCGCAGCAUGAGGAGGGCGGCGGGGUUGAGGAGGAGCAGGGGCAGCAGCGGGAGCAGCAGCAGGAUGCGUCGCGCGCAGGAGAGAGGGACGGCGACGCGCAGGAGUCGGGCGCCGAGCCGCACCUGGCGGCAGCAGCAGCGGCCGCAGCCGCAGCUGCCGCGGCAGCGGCUGCCAGCCAGCAGCCUUGGGCGGGGAUGGGGGGAGCCUGCCUGCCGGGGCCGAGCGGCGACGACCCUUCGAUGGCAGCUGCGGCGGCGGCGGCGGCGGCGGCCGCGGCGGCGGGCAGCGACCCGUAUGCCUCAUACCGCCAGCUCACUGCCAUGCUGGAUCCCCUGGGGGCGUAUGCCGCUAUGGCGGGCGGGGGCGGCGGGGCGGCAGCUGCUGCAGCGGCGGCGGCGGCGGCAGCGGCGGCGGCAGCGGGAUGGCAGGGAGUGGGCGCUGGGUACCCUUUCGCCGGCAUGGGCGGGUUCGGGCAGUCGCCAUACGGGCUGCCGAGCUUCGGGCCUGGGAUGGAGUCGGCGGCCGCUGCUGCUGCUGCUGCCGCGGCCGCUGCCGCGGCGGGGCAGCAGCACGCAGCGCACGGCGGCCACAGCGGCGGCCGCUCGGCAGGGGGAGGCGGUCCCGAGCGGCGCCACAGCGGCGGCAGCGGCAGCGGCGGGGUGUACGCACCCGUUGCGAGCGUGGGGGCCGUGGCCCUGCCAGACAGCAGUGGUGCUGACCAGCCCUCGGGCUCGGAGCUCCGCGGACGGCAGCGGCAGCAUCAGCAGCAGCAGCAGCAGCACCGUGAGGUCGAGCGCCAGCGGCACGGCGCCGGGCGCUCCGGGGCGCCAGGGUCCCCCGCCACGUCGCUAGGGCAGGCGGGCGGCGCAGAGCCCGACGGGAGCUCGGGCGGCAGGAGGGUGCGGCCCAAAGUGGAGGGGGGCGCGCAUGCGUCCGGGGCGGCAGCGUCAGCGGGGCGGGUCGGGGACCCGACGCCUUUGCAGGACGGGCUGCAUCCGGUCGAGGCGAUCCAUGUUGACAGCACCCUCGCGCAGCAGCAGCAGCAGCAGCAGCAGCAGCCACUGCCGCGGUCAGACCUGCAUGAAGCGGCUGCUGAUCAGCAACAGCAGCAGCAGCAGCAGCAGCAGGCAGAGCCGACGGCCUCCGAGCAGCAGCGGCUCAGCACGACCGACGCGCUCAACAGCCUCGUGGCCGCCGCCACCAAUGGCGGCGCCGCCAUGGACCGCUGGCUGCAGCAGGCGGCGCAGCAGCAGUGGGGCGCGAGCAUCGCGGCUGCCGCAGCGGCGGCGGCGGUGUCGGCGCCGUCGGACAGCAGCCUGGUGCCGCUGCAGCAGGCGGCGGCGGCGGCUGCGCUACAGGCGCAGGUGCAGCAGGCGCAGGCGGCGGCGCAAGCCCAAGCGCAAGCGCAAGCCCAGGCAGCCGCUCAGGCGCAGGCAGCGGCCCAGGCGCAGGCGCAGGCGCAGGCGCAGGCGGCUGCAUUGGCUGGGCAGGCGCUUUCCGGCUGGGGCAGCGGCGGGCAGGCGGCUAUUGCAUAUUGGCAGCAGCUGAUGCCGUACCUGCAGCAACAGCAGGCGCCGCAACAGCAGCAGCAGCAGCAGCAGCAGGCUCAGGAUGCGGCCAUGGGCUGGCUGGCGCAAGCAGCAGCGUCUGGGUUUUCGCCUCGGCCCUCCUGGCCCGGCGCCUGGCCCGGGGUCAGCUCACUGGACCCCACAGCUGUUGCGCUGGGGGCGCUGGUGGCGCACGUCAUGCAGCAGGCGCAGCUGCCACCCUCGCAGCAGGCGUCGCAGCAGCAGGCCGCGCCGCAGCCCGCGGCGCCGCUGCCGCAGCCGCAGCCGCAGCCGGCGCCCUCGUCGCCGCUGCAGCCGGGGGCGGCGCAGCAGCAGCAGCAGCAGCAGCAGCAGCAGCAGCAGCAGCAGCAGCAGCAGCAGCAGCACGCUCUGUUGCAGAACGCGCUACGCGGGGGAACAGCCGCGGAAGGGGGUGCGCCCGCGAGUUGGUGGGUGCCUAGCGACCGGCCCGGCCCCAGCAACGGCGCAGCGGCGGAGCCGCCAAGCGCACCCCAAGGACCCGCCCCCGCCCCCUGGCCAGCCGCGUGGCCCGACCCCUGGGCGGGCCAGCUGCCGCCAGGCGGCGCCGGCGGCGGCCCGGACGCGUCCGCAGCGGCGGCGGCUGCGGCCGCCGCGGCGGCUUUCGCCGCAUCCCAGUACGCGCCGGGCGGCGCUGCCGGGGCGUACGGCGGCGGCAUGGGGGCUCUGGCGGCGAGCAUGGGCAUGAUGAUGGACCCGGCAGCACUGCUGAAUGCGUCUGCGGGCUUGUCAGCUUUCGGGUAUGGCAGCAUUCCCGGCGCAGCAGCCGCGGCAGCCGCAGCCGCCGCUGCCGCCGCGGCGGCCGCGCACGAAUCGGGGGGCGGUGGCGGAGGCGGCGUCGCGGGCGGCGGGACGUUCCGCGUGCCGCGGCCGAAGCCCAGCGGCUUGUCUGGGGGCAGCAGCAUUGGCACGGGGACGCCGGGGCGCUGA